This is a messenger RNA of Penicillium paradoxum, 366 nucleotides long. Its product is annotated as putative prefoldin subunit 1. The record is from RefSeq and is a predicted model, not a curated record. Bases 1 to 366 code for a protein of 121 amino acids. Gene Ontology annotation, cellular component: cytoplasm; prefoldin complex. Gene Ontology annotation, molecular function: protein folding chaperone. The transcript is spliced from 3 exons. Gene Ontology annotation, biological process: protein folding. Lineage: Eukaryota; Fungi; Ascomycota; Eurotiomycetes; Eurotiales; Aspergillaceae.
AUGUCGAUCCCCAACGAAGCUCUCCAAAAGCUCCUCCAAGAGAUUGAGGCCCGCGCGAUUGCCUCGCAGCAGCAGAUCAGUAUCACCAAAGCUCACAUGACGGCCAAGCAGCGCGAUAUCCGCAUGCUUCAGCUUACAUCGAAGGAGUUGUCUGACUUGCCCGCUAAGACGAAUGUCUAUGAGACCGUCGGAAAGAUGUUCGUCAACGUUCCCAUCGACACAGUCAACAAGCGCCUCACGCGCGAGAACAGCGAGGCCACCGCCGAGAUCUCGAACCUCGAGAAGAAGCUGCAAUACCACGAGACGACAAACCAAAAAAGUCGGGAGAAUCUCGAGCAGAUUCUUAAGUCGGGUGGACGGGCGUGA